AUCCGAUUCGCACCGUAACAGUUCGCAACUGAAUAUUGAAAAAAACAUAUACUUUUAAAACUACGUAACGAACUUCAAAGCGACACGUGGGUGUGAAAAAAACGGAUUUAUAAAUAUCAGCUUCAGAUUGCAAAGUGUUUCUUAAGUAAUAGCAAAUCGGCUGAAAUAUACAUAGUUAAAUGAUGGCGCAGUGAAAUGAAUACCGAGGAAUGUCCGCAAUUGGUCCACCUGUGAGUCCUGCGAAUCCCGUGUGAGUGCUGUGAGUGCCCAGACGAUGGCGGUGAGCAGUUCAAUUAUGGAGACCGUCGCCAUUUUGGCCCUGCUGCUUGGCCUUUUCAUUCGAAGUGGCUACUGCAUAGACUGCUUCAAGUGCGUGUCCUACAACGGAGCGAAUAAGGCCUGCGACGAUCCCUUUCACAACAACUACUCAACGGCCAUCUUGGAGUCGCCAUGCAUGGGCGGCCGGAAGGGGCGUGACGGCCUAUUUCCGGCCACCGCCUGCAUCAAGAUCGCCGGCUACUACGAUGGAACUGGCGAGACGAUAACAGUGAGGGGUUGCGCCCUGGACAGCGGCACCCUGACCACCGACACAGAGAUUAUAAGAAUGUCGCACUGCGGAAAGUUCUACUACGAUGACAAGUACGUGCACGGCUGCCUGCAGAGCUGCAGCGAUGCGGAUGCGUGCAACUCGGCCAGGAGGCAGAGUGCGAGUCCCGCUGACCUGGAGUCGCUGAUGAGGCACCUGCUCAGCCUGGUGGUGUUCCUACUGGCUGCCAGCAGGUAGCACAGUGGGCAUCUGUAAGCCAAGUAUCCGGAGCAGGAGAGGCAGGCGGAUGCAGGAGAGGAUGGCUGCAUUUAAGUCGUCUUGGAUGCGCGUGGAAUUCGUUUUCUUUUCCUUCGAAACUCUCUGUGUCUAGGAUCGCAAUCGCACCCAAAUGUAAACGCACUCGAGCAGCUGCAGCAAGGACACGCUCGGUAAAACACACACACACACACACUCUCUCUUUUACACACAAUAACAUUAUGGAAUUCAUCAAGCAAUUAUGUGAUUUUUAAGCGAAUACUUAACAACUAUCAAACAAUAAUUGAUGAACGCGAACGGAACGGAAACGGAAACUAUUUAGAUGCUAAGCAUUCGAGUGGCGAAAAUCAAAGAAAGAAACACUGCAAACCAAAUUCAAAUUCUAAUUCUAAUUGCAAUUAUUUUUAGCUCCUAAGAAGGAAUCUAGACUUUAAACGCUGUCGCUUAGUGAAAGGCAGGAAUGGUUUACGAUUUAUAUACGAUGUGUUUUACCUUGGCAUAAGUAAGCAUUUUUCACCUCUCUAGAUGAGUAUUGUACAUAUACAAAAACAAUUUACCUAUUUGUUAAACGAGUGCUGAAUUUUGGGCAGAUUAUAAAUAGUUGUGUAAUUCGAUAAGUGAGUAAAAUUAGCAAC
Molecule: messenger RNA, 1437 nt
Organism: Drosophila santomea
Lineage: Eukaryota; Metazoa; Arthropoda; Insecta; Diptera; Drosophilidae
Exons: 5
Coding region: 275-784 (169 amino acids)
Source: RefSeq, a predicted model, not a curated record